Astyanax mexicanus (Mexican tetra) is the source of this 3199-nucleotide messenger RNA. It is a transcript of the gene ankrd33bb, whose product is annotated as ankyrin repeat domain 33Bb. NCBI's taxonomy places the organism in Eukaryota, Metazoa, Chordata, Actinopteri, Characiformes, Acestrorhamphidae. The record is from RefSeq and is a predicted model, not a curated record. The transcript has 4 exons. Gene Ontology annotation, molecular function: protein binding. Bases 415 to 1962 code for a protein of 515 amino acids.
GCUCAAGGGAUUAAGAGGCUUCUGCCUGGACAGUGGUAUCUCCUGUUCCAUACACUGUUUUUCUGAUGGAAUUCAUCCUGAAGACGGUUCCUCUGGACAUCUAGUAACGGAAUGAAGCUUGACAGAUGUCAUCUCUGGACCAAAUCAAGUGAAGAAGCAGCUGGACAAUCGUGGAAAUGAACGUUUUUGGACAUGCACAAGAGUAGCCGCAGACGAUCCGGCUAAGGAUAGCUGUAAUGGGCCUGUAAGAGGUGCUGCUUGAGGCGCUAUUAAGGCUGGACUUUCCUUUUACACUUCUCUCCCUUAUGUCCGAGGCCGACUCUGAGAAUGAGCAUCCAUUAUGUGACACUGUGAGAGCAAGAGGACGGAUUUUUGGCUUUUACCGCACCUGUUGGAUUCUAAGCCACAGGUUAAAUGGUGCUGAUAACUGGAGACUGUACUGGAGGAGGUCUACCUUUGGUACAAGAUCAAAACAGCACCAGCCAUGGUCAGGUGGGAGCCUGCCGAGCUUUUGAGGCAUCUUCUGUCCAGAUCUCCUCGGAUGAAGAGAAGGAUGACCUUUCUGAUACAGACAGUGAUGAUAACGAUCAUACGUACUACGAUGAUGAAGACGACGAUGAUGUCUACCAGGAAUUUGAGGAAUUAGAUUUCUCCCAGUUUUCAGACACCAAGAGCAAUGCAUCGGACGACUCCUUUUAUCCACCUGACGACUCGCCUGUCAGGUAUUAUUACCGCACUCCUUCCCCCCAGACUCCAGAGCCUAUCUCCUUCUUCAAGGCAUGUUCCAAUAACAAUCCCAUCCUAGUCAAAGUCAUGAUCCGGCAAGGAGUCACGGAAGAAGAAGUGCGGGAAGUGGACAAGAACAACAGGACAGGUCUGAUAGUGGCAUGCUACCAGGGAUACGUGGAUGUGGUCAUUGCCCUCGCACAGUGUCCUCACGUGAACGUGAACUGGCAGGACAACGAGGGAAACACGGCCCUAAUGACAGCGUCACAAGCAGGUCACAUUAUGAUUACCCACUAUCUCCUGAAUUACUUCUCUGGGCUGGAUAUUGAACGUCGGAACUGCCAUGGGUUCACAGCUGUGAUGAAGGCGGCCAUGCAAGGUCGAGCAGAGUGUGUUCGAGCCCUGAUGUUGUCAGGAGCAGACCCUGACGCGAGAGACUUUGGGCGCAAGCUGACAGCACGUGAAUGGGCCCUCUUCACGGGUCGCCAUGAGACAGCUCGUACGAUUUUGCGCCUGAUGGCGCAGCCAUGUGCUGAGCAGUUUUGCGACUCCUAUCGUAUGGAGUGGCCCGCACUGAAGGAACUGGUGGAGAAAGCCCAGGAGCCCAAGUCAUGCUGGAGGAAGCUGACGGAGCGUGCCUGCACUGCCUUGGUCUUCAGGAAAAAGACGGAUCCGCUGGAGGAAGGCGUGCUGGACUACAUGGUACGAAUGACCACGGCGCUGUCCAGCCCGUUUGUGGCCACAGCCUGCCACACCGUGUGCCCAGGAAGCCCGCCUUGUUUGGGCAAGCGGCGGCCGGCCGUGCCGGACAUCCUGCGCAAACAAAGACUGGACGAGCUGAGGAGCCUUGGGCCAGAGCGCCUUAGCAACUACAAGCGCCUAUUCCAGAACUCUCGUGUGCUGCUGGUGCCUAAGAAGCGUGAGCGUCGUGCCAGCCUGCAGCCCACCAUGCUGCACGAUGUGGCGCUGGCCUCCAGUGUGGCGCUGCGCAGAAGCAGCCUACUGCCACUGCACAUGAUGCGCAGGAGCAGUGUACGCCCGGGCAUCGUGGUGCCCAAGGUGCGCCUCUGCAAGGCUCCGACACCCACUUACAUGCCUGAGAAGAUCCGGCACAAAGGCAAUAAGGACCCACAACACCUGCAGGUGCCCAAGUGGAAGUAUAAGGCUCUGAAGGAGGAGAGGAAGCAAGCAGAACAGGACAACAAGCUUAGAGUUCCUGUCCUGAGGAAGAGAUAAGGGCGGUAGUCCUGAUCUUUGACCAGAAUAUGGCCUCCUGAUCUCCUGAUAUGAGGGAAUUCUUUGUUUCCAAAUUGUGGUCCUGGAAUAUCUGUUUGAUGCAUUCUAUUUACCUUAGAAGUCAGAUGUCAGAGCUGGGAAUGCUCACACCCGAGUUGAAAGCAUUUCAGUUAAAAAAUUCCGACUGUUUACCACAACUGGUUUGACAGUCAUUUACUUUUGUUCUAUAAUCAAUUAAUUCAAAAUAUGUCCUACAUUUAACGUCAUAGGUUGUCAAAGCUCAGCACUGUUGGUGAUACCAAUCAAUAAUGAUGUAUUAUAUGGUAUUUUGCAUAACCAAAAACAGUGAACACAAGUCCACAGGUAGUAGUUGGACAGUACUGUGUAAACAACUAAUUUAAUGACACAUCGAUUAAUAGAAGUGCUAAUAAACUGCAUAAUACUACUGCUUUUACUACCUUUGAUGUGCUGUGCAGCCAUCUUGGAUCAUUAACUAUCUACCAGCUUUCUGAAAAUCUGACUUCUGAUUCCAGCUACUUGGAAAUUAAAAGCUUCAACAUCCUUAUUUAAUUGGAAUGCAGCAUUCAUCCCUUUUCCAACAGCCCCUCUUCAGCUCAGAAAGGGCGUAUUAGUCAGUUGAUCUGGUGGAUCAAGUUUGAGAGCAGGGAAAGCACCUAAAUAUGCAGGGUUGGGUUAUUCCAGAAUCAUGGGUGGGAGCGACUGCACCACAGCCAACAGAGAGUAAUGAUACUUACUCUCAUUGUUCCAAAGACAGUAGACUGAUAUUGGCUUUCGCCCUUCAGCUACGUUAUAUUUGGCCUUUGAGAAGUUUAAGAACGUGUGGCUUUGUUUUUUUAACUGUUUUGAACAAACACUUUUGUUGUUUCUUCAGAGUUACAUAACACAUCAUAGAUAGAAGUGCAUUAAUUUCAUUUUAAGUGUCCUGCUCUUUAUGAGGAGAUCAUACUUGAAAUUUGAUACAAACUAAUUUCUAUCAUUUUUUUAAACUGAAAUGUUUCUUGUGUUGUGAACAAUUUGACUGGACUUGACUUGAUGUUACUGUUCAAACGGGUUCUUUUAGGAGUGUUCCUUCAACUGUAUCUCACAAUAACUCCAUAAGUCAAUUAAUAAAGACAACAUGUCAUACAUUCCCUAUGUGUUUAUGAAAAAUGCCUUUGAGACAAGAAGGCCCCAGGACUGACAUCCACAUUUGAGGUGUAAUAAAUUGCUACAGUUA